Fusarium musae is the source of this 618-nucleotide messenger RNA. RefSeq lists its product as uncharacterized. The coding region runs from base 1 to 618 and encodes 205 amino acids. The transcript is spliced from 2 exons. The record is from RefSeq and is a predicted model, not a curated record. Lineage: Eukaryota; Fungi; Ascomycota; Sordariomycetes; Hypocreales; Nectriaceae.
AUGGCGUCAAAUUUUGGCGACCAAGAUCCCCCAACGCUACUAAGCAAAGAGGGUAAACCAAUUGACAAAAUAUGGAUCGCUGAAGAUCAUCGUGGAAUUCGGUCUGUCAUAUUCUGUGGUGCGGAUUCACCGCUGGUAGGGCCUACACCAAUCACGAAGUCAUGGUGGAGAGUUCUGAAUACCUCCAAUGAUACCAAAGAGAUUUCAAUAAAGUCUGACGGUACCAAGUUGAGAGACAUCGUCAUCUCGGACGAGGCUGUGCCGAAUGCUAGCGGUAACAAUGUCAGUUGGGCAGAUCCUUCGCACCCAGACAACAUCAUUGAUAUCAUGACGCUUGGGCCAAUUGAUGUCUUCCCCGAGGGACUCAAGAUGAUUUCCUUCGACUGCAAUGCAAGUUGUACAACAGGAUACACGGCAGUGACAGGUGGAACAUCUGUUGCAAUGAUCCAUGCUCACGGGCACGGUGAUACUAGCUUCUAUGCAGACAUGGAUGCUGCUUUCCCCCGCGACUUCUUUAUCCAUAUGCCUCUAGAUGAUGGGGAAUAUGUAACUGAAAUAUGCCGAAGGCAUGGACUGGGCGCAGGGAACCGGCCCUCGGCUUGUUUCGUGGUAAGAUGA